This is a messenger RNA of Eublepharis macularius, 723 nucleotides long. RefSeq names its product cysteine-rich venom protein triflin-like. The transcript is spliced from 6 exons. The coding region runs from base 1 to 723 and encodes 240 amino acids. The record is from RefSeq and is a predicted model, not a curated record. Gene Ontology annotation, cellular component: extracellular region. Lineage: Eukaryota; Metazoa; Chordata; Lepidosauria; Squamata; Eublepharidae.
AUGAACUUCUGCACCUGUGUGGUGCUGUCACCGGAAGUGUCGUCACCGGAAAUGAUGUCAUUGCACAGCUAUGGGGCCGUACGCACUGUGCAUGCACAAGUGAAACAUAAAGAAGGGAAGAAGCAGGAGGAAACAGAAGACCCAGAGGAAGAAAUCACAGGGAGUGGCGUUUCUCCAGAGCUCCAGGAGGAAAUCAUUAACAAACACAAUGAAAUUAGGAGAAAUGUGAAGCCAUCUGCCGCGAAUAUGCUGAAAAUGGUAGGAUAUACAUUUUGUGGUGAGGUAGUAUUUCAGGCAAAUUAUAUUAGUUCCUGGUCAGAAGUAAUCGACUACUGGAAUGAGAAAAAAUCAAAUUUCAAAUACGGUGUUGGGGCCGUUGAUCAAGAAUUAAACAUAUAUCCCUAUACACAGCUUAUUUGGUAUAACUCAUACCGGGUUGGAUGUGCUGCUACGUAUUGUGCAAACAGCACUAAGCCGUACUUCUAUGUCUGCCAGUACUGCCCUGCAGGGAACAUGCAAGAACAACUAGCGAAACCCUACAAAAAAGGCCGGAUCUGUGGAGACUGCCCUAACAACUGUGAGAAAAAACUCUGCACCAACCCAUGCAAGUAUGCAGAUGUUGCCAGGGACUGCAAGAAAAUGAAAAAGCUGUUCUCCUGUAAAAACUCAAUGCUAAAGAAGAGCUGUCGGGCCACCUGCUUUUGCAAAAAUGGAAUUAUAUAA